CUGAUGAGAUUGGCAAACAUUCUCACAUCCAUUACAGCGGCAGGUUUGAGACUAAAAACUCAUACAAGUAAAAUCUAAUUUAUUCAUUUAAUUUUUAGCCACCCGUCGAAGUCAUGUGACAGUCGCUGUCAGCUGGGCAGGACGUUGCAAAGAUGGUGAUAUACAGUGUGUAUGUGGUGAACAAGGCUGGAGGGUUAAUUUAUCAAUAUGAUAACUAUGUCCCGCGAGCAGAGGUGGAGAAAACCUUCAGCUACCCUUUGGACUUGGUGCUGAAGCACCACGACGAGAAGGUGGUCGUGUCGUUUGGACAGCGGGACGGAAUCAGAGUGGGCCAUGCAGUGCUGUCCAUCAAUGGAGUUGAUGUGAUCGGGAAGAACACAUCAGAAGGAAAGGACAUCCUUGAAUACCUGAAAGAUCCUUCAAAUUAUCCCGUGUCUAUUCGCUUUGGACGAGCGCGCCUGAGCUCCAAUGAGAAGCUGAUGCUGGCGUCCAUGUUCCACUCGUUGUUUGCAAUAGGUUCACAGCUAUCCCCCGAAGUCGGCAGUUCAGGGAUCGAAAUGUUAGAAACUGACGUCUUCAAACUUCACUGCUUCCAGACUCUCACAGGGAUAAAGUUUAUCGUGCUGGCGGACCCGCGACAGUCUGGAAUUGAUGCGUUGUUGAGGAAGAUUUAUGAGGUGUAUUCAGAUUUUGCCCUCAAGAACCCGUUCUAUUCUCUGGAAAUGCCAAUCAGGUGUGAGCUCUUUGAUCAGAAUCUGAAGAGUGCAUUGGAGGUAGCAGAGAAAGCCGGCAACUUUGGAGCUGGAUCUUAAACAGGGCAUUCACAGACUGAAAAGAAAUAAGUGGACUCCUUUUUCUUGUUUUGGACUGUUUUUUCCCACAUUUGCUCAUUAACACUUUGUAAAUACAUCGUUUUGUAAAUAAUUCAGAGAUUAAAAUCCAUACUGUAUUUAAAUGUUCUGAAUCCAUCUUACUGAAUCAGUGAGUGAAGACUUUGGAGCAUGAAGUGUAAAAUUGGAAAAAUAACCCUAGAACACUAAUGUGCAGUUUCUGUAACAGUAUCGCCAACGGUGGGUAUAUUUUACUCAAUAUACUUCCCAUCAAAAUACAUUAAAGUGCAACAAUACAUGGCAAAUUGAAGUACUCUUUUAUCCUGUACAAUGUCUGAUAAAAUAAGGUAUCAUGGGGUACUCUGAUCAUGUUGCUUUUUUAAAAAUAAAUGAAAAAACAAAGUCACAGGACUGAAAUUUGUGAAAAUCACCUGAUGUUAGUGUUAUAGGGUUAACUGAGAAAAAGUAUCAUUGACCUAAGAUUGCUCAUUUCAGUGUUUUGUAGCCUCCUAUUUUGCACUCUUACUAUUGCAGUCCUGCAGAGGCAUUAUCAGAAAAAACAUUGUCUAGCAAUUUGCAGUAAUUUCUUCAA
Oreochromis niloticus (Nile tilapia) is the source of this 1422-nucleotide messenger RNA. It is a transcript of the gene trappc4, whose product is annotated as trafficking protein particle complex subunit 4. Lineage: Eukaryota; Metazoa; Chordata; Actinopteri; Cichliformes; Cichlidae. The coding region runs from base 153 to 812 and encodes 219 amino acids. The record is from RefSeq and is a predicted model, not a curated record. The transcript is spliced from 5 exons. Gene Ontology annotation, cellular component: TRAPP complex. Gene Ontology annotation, molecular function: protein binding. Gene Ontology annotation, biological process: endoplasmic reticulum to Golgi vesicle-mediated transport.